AUGACAUCAAAGCCACCUGAUCGGCGACUGCAUGGCGAAUUUCUCUCGCGCGUUCCAUGGAGGCAGAAACCCAAUUUCCCGGCGCUGAGCUGCUCAUAAAUACCCAUGGGAAUUCAUCCCGGCCGUCUCUUCUUCUUCUUCUCGGCACUAAGCUAUUCAAUUGAACCCAUUCCCAGAUCGUACUCUCCUCCCUGACUCUUGUAUACUUACUCCACUAUUAGACCUACUUUUUCUUCAUCUCAACCACUGAAUUGACUCCCCUCAUCCCAAUUGAACCCUCAAUUCCAUCAUGGAGACCCUCGACAAAGCCUGGCACACCGCCGCCGACACUCUAAAGAGCGAGGUCCACGCCUACCAGUCGUCCCAGAAGACAUGGACCGACUACGGCAAAGAAGAACCUCUCUCCGGCAUCCAGGGCAAAGGCACCCCGACGGAUCCGUACGACGCCGGCAACCGCGAUGAGCAACCCGGCGCCCCGGAUGGCCAACAAAACACCGCCCUGGUCCCUGAAGCCCUGGUUUCCACCGCCGACGACGAUACCAAGAAGAGUCGUGCCCAGGCCCCCGUCCCCAACGGUUCUGCGGGUGCGCCUGCGCGCCCGGAUUCCUCCCCGACAGGUAACAAGUUCGUCGGCGUCAUGAACACCCCCGAGCAGCGCACCCAGCCCCCUCCGCCUAGCCUGACGACUCCCACGACUGGCCGUGCCUCCGUCAUGGACGGUCUGUACGGUCGAGACUCCGUGGCGGCCGCUGCCGGUGGCUCCGGCACUAAUGGCGAGAAAGCGAUAGAUGAAAAGAACGAGGAAUCCGCGGGUUCGCGCCCGGUGCAGGCGCAGCAGAAGUCUCAGAAUCCAAUCACCUCCACUGGGCGCUUCGACCAGACUCCCAACGGAAUUGAAAAAUCCGAGGACGCCCAGAACCAGCCCGCUAAGGCUGCCAGUCUCAACGACCAGUCUACCACCGUGCCGCCUACUACCUUUGGCUCGCAGACUUCCAAUAUGGACGAGGAUACUCGCCGUCUGAGUCUGCAGAAGGACAAGUACACCGGCGCGGAGAUGAGUAAACGCCAGUCCUUGAUGGGCUCGCAGUCUCAAGGAGGCGCCGCCGCUGCUGGCGAAAAUGGUGCCGCCAACGAAGGAAACGACUACAUUGAUCACAACGCCAGCCAGAGCCACGCUGCUGGCUUGUCCAUCUCUGGCACCCCGGGCGUCCCUGGCACCCCGGAACGGCCUGCUGCUCCCAUGUCCAAAGUCAGCGAGGAGGCGCUGAAAGGCCCUCAAUGCUCGGCCAAGCCGCCGUAUGAUUUCGAGAAGCAGUUGGAUGACCCGAGUGGUAGACGGAAGUCGAAGUCAAGCCACAAGAAAUCCAACUCCUUCGGUGACGCCAAUGCUAAAUCCGCCGAAAAGACUCCCUCGUCUGAAGAAUCCGCGAAGAGCGGUUCCAAGAACAGCUCCAAGAACGGUCGUCAGAGCACCCUAUCUCAUAUGAAAGAGAAGCUCGAGAAGGUGGUCCAUCGAGGCAAUCACUCGAACAAAUAAGCCAGCCUGCCUGCCUACAGUGUCUGUAGUCAGCGGGGUCUUUGGCUGCUGACUGAAUUGAUUUGACGAUUACGAGUUUCCGAAAUCUUUUUUUUUGAAUGUGUUUUUAGUAGCUGGUUUGGGUAUGUUUUGGGAAUGUACUACUGUUGUCCAUUUUGUGUAUUAUAUCCUGUUUCGGACGCUUGAUUUCCUUAUUUCUUUGACUGUUUGGUAUG
Aspergillus steynii IBT 23096 is the source of this 1752-nucleotide messenger RNA. RefSeq lists its product as uncharacterized. Lineage: Eukaryota; Fungi; Ascomycota; Eurotiomycetes; Eurotiales; Aspergillaceae. The transcript is spliced from 3 exons. Bases 290 to 1537 code for a protein of 415 amino acids. The record is from RefSeq and is a predicted model, not a curated record.